Lynx canadensis (Canada lynx) is the source of this 3909-nucleotide messenger RNA. It is a transcript of the gene IPP, whose product is annotated as intracisternal A particle-promoted polypeptide. Gene Ontology annotation, molecular function: actin binding. The transcript is spliced from 8 exons. Bases 553 to 2139 code for a protein of 528 amino acids. Lineage: Eukaryota; Metazoa; Chordata; Mammalia; Carnivora; Felidae. The record is from RefSeq and is a predicted model, not a curated record.
CCUGCGUCCGGGUGCGACCAUGACAGGGUUGGGAAUGUCCUCUUCGGCUCUCACAGCUCUUGGGACCCCUAAGGAGGGGAGCCUCUGGAACCGGUUCCUCAUGCAGCUCAGGCGUGCCUCUGAUAGUUGAAAUGUUUUCGCCCUCACCUUUCGUUAGGUCUGGUCCGCUCCGCUUCUGCCUCUCCUUUCCCCGCCCCCCACCGGGGAAUCCUCAGGCCCCUAGCCUGUCCGCUAACCCCAGACAAGUCUCAGUUGCCUUACCCGCCAUUUAGGUAGUGCCCAGUGUUUAUCUGCUUGUAGUGUCGCGGUAGCUGUGACUCUCUAGGUCCCCAAUUCAAACACACAAAGAGCCUCGUUUUUUUGACGCUUGCUUUUUCUGACACCCUUUGUUGAAGGAGCUUCCCGAUGCUCUCAGCAAUGAAGUCAAGGCCACCAGACAGGUCUUCUUUACUUCUGAGCAUCUCCAUCUAAUUAUCUGCCUUUCAUGGUUUGGUUUCUUGAGGAUAGGACCAGAUUAUGGGCAACAGUUCUUUUAAUUAAUCUGUCAUCAUCAUGGCUAAUGAGGACUGUCCCAAGGCUGGUGAUAGUCCUUUUUCAUCGGAUAAACAUGCCCAACUCAUCUUGGCCCAGAUCAAUAAAAUGAGGAAUGGAGAGCAUUUCUGUGAUGUGCAGCUGCAAGUUGGGAAGGAAACUUUUAAAGUUCAUCGGCUGGUGUUGGCUGCCAGUAGCCCUUACUUUGCAGCUUUGUUUACUGGAGGAAUGAAAGAGUCCUCAAAAGAUGUUGUACAGAUUCUAGGAAUUGAAGCUGGAAUCUUUCAAAUACUUCUAGAUUUCAUAUAUACAGGUAUAGUGAACAUAGGCGUGAAUAAUGUCCAGGAGUUGAUUGUUGCAGCAGACAUGCUACAGUUGACUGAAGUUGUUAAUCUUUGCUGUGAAUUUCUGAAAGGACAAAUUGAUCCACUGAACUGCAUUGGGAUCUUUCAGUUCUCUGAGCAAAUUGCCUGCCAUGAUCUUUUGGAAUUCACAGAAAACUACAUUCAUGUCCAUUUCUUGGAGGUUCAUAGUGGGGAAGAGUUCCUGGCACUUACAAAAGAUCAACUGAUCAAAAUUUUGCGAAGCGAAGAGCUUAGUAUUGAGGAUGAAUAUCAGGUCUUCUUAGCUGCAAUGCAAUGGAUUCUGAAGGAUCUGGGAAAAAGAAGAAAAUAUGUGGUGGAAGUGCUAGAACCAAUUCGAUUCCCUUUAUUACCUCCUCAGAGGCUUUUAAAGUAUAUUGAAGGAGUGUCCGAUUUCAAUCUUCGUGUUGCGUUGCAAACACUUUUGAAAGAGUACUGUGAGGUGUGCAAAUCUUCCAAAGAGAACAAAUUUUGUAAUUUUCUUCAGACAUCUAAGGUUCGACCUCGGAAGAAAGCAAGAAAGUACCUGUAUGCAGUAGGUGAGAAGGAUUCAAUGAUUUUUGACUGCACUGAAUGCUAUGAUCCGGUUACUAAACAGUGGACAACUGUAGCUUCAAUGAAUCACCCCCGCUGUGGCUUGGGAGUGUGUGUGUGUUAUGGGGCUAUCUAUGCUUUGGGUGGAUGGGUUGGAGCUGAGAUAGGGAACACCAUUGAACGAUUUGAUCCUGAUGAAAAUAAAUGGGAAGUAGUUGGCAACAUGGCUAUGUCACGCUACUACUUUGGGUGUUGUGAAAUGCAAGGUUUAAUUUACGUAAUUGGGGGCAUCAGCAAUGAAGGAAUAGAGCUUCGUUCUUUUGAAGUAUAUGAUCCACUUUCUAAGCGUUGGUCUCCACUUCCUCCAAUGGGAACCAGGAGAGCAUAUCUUGGAGUGGCUGCACUUAAUGAUUGUAUCUAUUCUGUUGGAGGAUGGAAUGAGACACAAGAUGCCCUUCAUACAGUAGAAAAAUAUUCCUUCGAAGAGGAAAAGUGGGUUGAAGUUGCUUCGAUGAAAGUGCCUAGAGCAGGCAUGUGUGUUGUGGCAGUUAAUGGGCUUCUGUAUGUUUCUGGAGGUCGAUCUUCCAGCCAUGAUUUCUUGGCCCCAGGUACCUUGGACUCUGUUGAAGUUUAUAACCCUCAUUCAGAUACAUGGACAGAAAUCGGUAACAUGAUCACCAGUCGUUGUGAAGGUGGUGUUGCUGUACUAUGAAAUAUAAAGCAUAAGGGAGCACAAGAAACAUUUUGAAAAUAAAAUGUUUGCAAAUCACAUAUGUAUUUGGUGAUAGGACCCUCUGAUUCUGUUGAGUUUUCCAUGUAUUUGAUAGGUUAGAUGACUAAAGAAUGAUUUUUCUAAGAAUUUGAGUGAGAGGAGAUAUGGAACAUAUCCUAAAUUAAUAAAGAACUCACACAAAUUUGUUAAGCUUACCAACAGCAAUGCUGUUUUUGCUCUAGAAUUUUCCCCUAAGGGAAGAGUCCUAAUUGUAAAAAUGAUUUGCUAGAAGCUUCUUGGCUAAUAGCCCCUUUAGCUGUUUCUCCGGGGCAAACCAAGCUGUAACAUGACCCUUAUGUGAUAUAAGAAUUUUAGUGAGACAGUUUAAAGAUGUCUGUACAUUCAUGAUUCAGUCUAUAGCACAAUUUUCCAUGGCCAUAGUUGAACCUACAGAGAAAAGCCAAUGAAACAACUCCCUACUUUCAUUUGAUGCCAGGAGUUUUCAAUAGCCCCAGACUUUUUAUUAGCAGCAGAUACACUGGGAGGGACAUGUGGGAAAUAUCUAGCUAUCUGUAUAGAUGUUUAUAUAGAUUGAUACAUUUUUGCCUAUUGUUCACAGGGUUAAAAAAGCUUUUGUUCACUUAUAUUUUUUGUCUUAAUGCUGAAAAUGCAAGUGAGGAAUUACUAGGAGGUUCUUAGUGAUAGUCCAUUAGUGCUAUUGGAUAAUAUAAUGGGUAACAGAGCCUAGUGGGAGGUUAACACCUAUUUUCUAAAUAGUUCUUAGUUUGGCUUUGGGAAGAGGGAAUUUUAUUACACCAUCAACCUUGGUAAAGCUUACUUGUACUUGAGCAAGCCUAAGUAUGAACUUAGUACAAAGCCUACUGCCUGGCUUGGAAAAAGUGGAAUUGUAGGUACCUAUGAAGCUUUUAUAGACAUUGUCAAGUUAAAGGACUCUGAUCCAAAACUGCUUCUCAGAACUUUUCAUUUUUCACCUGAGAAACAUUCUAAAGAAUGUUUUCUGUCCAGUUCUGAGGAACAUUCUUUGUGUACAUGAUCAUUAUUUUAUUUAUUUCCACUAGUCGUUUGGAACCAUACAUGUUAAAGGUCUUGCAUACAUUUACGUUUACCUAGUGAUUCCAGGAUUUGAUUUGUAUAUCCCUGAUUUCCCUUUUUCUUUACUAAAGUUCUUCAGGGUAUUGUUAACAGGGAUCAGCAGCUUAUUUAGAUACACAAUCUUUGGUAAGCAUUAAAGACUCAGCACUCAUAUCCAAAAUAUUUGGAUUGGCCCACAAGGAUACUUUCUUCCAUAACUUAACCAUAUGCAUGUAUUAAGAAAAGCCCAAGUAGUGCUGACACAAAGCUCUGUGUCCCUUUCUUUGGGGUAUCCUGAAAGUCUGAAGUGUCAUAGAUGCUUGGCUGAGAUCUAUAAAAUGUCAAGGAAUGAAGUAUCAAGAUCAUUUGUAAAUUAUUGAAGCUCUAAUUUAUGUGCCUUUAAUAUUUCUAGUUAUAGAAAAUCUGCAUUCUGGUUCAAAAGAGAUUUAAAAAAUACUACUGUAAUUUAGUUCUCAUUAUUGCCUGGUGCCAAACUAAAAUGGCACUGUGAGGGAGGCAUUUUGUAUUGUGGUGGCAGAAACCUGUCAAGACAAUCCAUGUUUGGGCUUAACAGGUCCAGACAAUCUCUGUAAAUAGCUAAUUGUAAAAAUGCUUAUUAUUUUUUGGGUAAUGACACUGUUUUAAAAAUAAUGUACUAAUAAAGUAUGUUGAUUUUUG